GUGUGAAUUUCUGAAUCAAUAAACGCAGACGGUCCACUGGCACGAGCGCAGGAGUGGUGAUGACGUCAGCAGCCGGAGCUGAAUGGGGGCCACGAGGAUGAAUAAUUAAUUUUCGGCUCUGAUCUAAUGGAGGAGAGGGUGAAUAAUUCAGCGCGUCCCCGCUGUGGAGCUCCAGCACGGACAUGGAGAACAACACCGAGAGCUCUUCACCAUCAACCUUUUCUCAGUUCUCCAAACUGGAUGAGACAGAACCUGUUAGUUUAACAGUGACAGGAUAUCACCAGAGGAGUAACUGAUAAACCCUCUACUUCAUCCAUCAUCAUCAUCAUCAUCAUCAUCAGGAUCUCUGAGCAUCAGGUCAUCCGUAUAUCCUGGCUUUCUGUUCCUCACCAUGCAGAAGUGGCUGCUGGUGGAACCUCAGUGAGAGAGACGUGAGCGUGAGAGAGAACGAGGAGCUGAAGUUUAAAGUGAGGAGGAAACACUUCAGCGUGUGUAUGAAGAUGAUGAGCUCUGUUUUCGCUAAGCUGAACCCUCGGCGGAUCGAGUGGGAGGCGUCAUGGUACGGUCUGCACUCUCGCGUGCUGAGGACCAAACCGCUGCACUCAAUGCAGGAGAGUUCUGAUGAUCUACAUGGAACCACCAGACUGGCCCAGGUUCUCACCACCGUGGACCUGGUGUCUCUGGGUGUGGGCAGCUGCGUGGGCACUGGUAUGUACGUGGUCGCCGGGUUGGUUGCUAAGGAAAUGGCAGGACCGGGUGUGAUCUUGUCAUUUAUCAUCGCCGCUGUGGCUUCCAUUCUGUCAGGCGUGUGCUAUGCCGAGUUUGGCGUGCGAGUGCCAAAGACCACCGGCUCUGCGUACACCUACAGCUACGUGACGGUGGGGGAGUUCGUGGCCUUCUUCAUCGGGUGGAACCUCAUUCUGGAGUACCUGAUCGGAACGGCGGCCGGAGCCAGCGCUCUCAGCAGCAUGUUUGACUCUCUGGCCAACCACAGCAUCAGCCGAUACAUGAUCACACACCUGGGCACGCUGAACGGUCUCGGUAAAGGAGAAGAAUCGUAUCCUGACCUGCUGGCUCUGGUCAUCGCUGCUCUGGUGACCGUGAUCGUGGCUGUCGGAGUGAAAAACUCGGUGAGCUUCAAUAACAUCCUGAACGUGGUGAAUCUGCUGGUGUGGGUGUUUGUGGUCAUCGCAGGACUCUUCUUCCUGUCUGGAGAGAACUGGGAGGACGGCAGAUUUCUGCCCUAUGGCUGGUCAGGGGUGAUGCAGGGAGCUGCUACGUGUUUCUACGCCUUCAUCGGGUUUGACAUCAUCGCCACUACAGGAGAAGAAGCUAAAAGUCCCAACACCUCGAUUCCUUACGCCAUCACGGCUUCACUCAUCACCUGUCUAACAGCAUACGUCUCUGUGAGUGUGAUCCUCACUCUGAUGGUGCCGUAUAAUCUGAUCGAUGGAGACGCUCCUCUGAUGGAGAUGUUCGCUGUUCAUGGAUUCAUGGCAGGGAAAUACAUCGUGGCGGUCGGAGCCAUCGCAGGACUGACGGUCAGUUUACUGGGUUCUCUUUUCCCCAUGCCACGAGUCAUCUACGCCAUGGCAGGGGACGGGCUGCUCUUCAGGUUCCUGUCCCAUGUGAGUCCAUACACAGAGACCCCGGUGGUGGCGUGUGCCGUGUCUGGGUUCCUGGCAGCGUUCCUGGCUCUGCUGGUCAGUCUGAGGGAUCUGAUUGAGAUGAUGUCCAUCGGCACUUUGCUGGCAUACACACUGGUGUCUGUGUGUGUGUUACUGCUGCGUUACCAGCCUGAAGGAGAUGGAUUCACAGACGUUCUCCCAGACAACUUUCAGAAGAGUAAAGAGGGUGUGCUGGCGGAGCAAGAGCGUGACCUUUACUCCCCCACCAGCGAUGGAGACGAGUACGACAACACGUGUGGGGCAAAAAACCUUCCCUCACAAGGCGAUGACAAGAUGCUGAUUAGCAAAUCGGACUCCGGUGGCUACCAGUCAGAGUCCUCGGGGUACAGUGGGGGUGAGAAAGGGGCAGAGUUUGAGGACUCUGACAGUGCCAUGACAUCCUUGUUGAAGCAGGCACUCGGUGGGAAUUACUACACCCUUCGGAUGCGACUCGGACUUCCAGAACCAGGCUCUCGGCCCACGCCGGCUACAGGACGCACUGUCACUUACUGCGUCCUCGUCCUGUUUUUCCUCACCUUCCUGCUCUGGGCCAUCGUCAUAUAUGGCCUGGACCGAGCCUCAGCUGGCACUCGCUGGGUUCUGGUCCCACUCGUCAUCGGCAUCGUCGUCCUCAUGGCCGCUUUAAUCGUCGUUAUUCUACGGCAGCCCGAGAGUCCCAAAAGGUUACCGUACAUGGCUCCUUGCGUCCCUUUCGUGCCCACAGCUGCCAUUCUGGUGAACAUCUACCUGAUGCUCAAGCUCUCCAGCAUUACCUGGGUCCGCUUCGUGGUGUGGUGCUUGAUAGGUCUGAUGAUUUAUUUUGGAUAUGGAAUGUGGAACAGUUCUCUGGAGCUGAGCGCGCGGGAGGAGGAAGCCCACGCCAGCUCAUAUCAGAGGUAUGACGCCGGAGUGGACGACAGCUUCAGGGUGGAUGAUGACCAUCAUGCUCAGGAGGACAUAGAAGGAGGACACUAUCAGGGCUGGGCGGCCGAGGAGAGGGGCUACCAGUACCAGAACCAGCACCAGGACCAGGACCAGAACCAGUGCCUGAACCAGUACCAGAACUACCAGCAGUAG
Molecule: messenger RNA, 2744 nt
Organism: Hemibagrus wyckioides
Lineage: Eukaryota; Metazoa; Chordata; Actinopteri; Siluriformes; Bagridae
Gene: slc7a14b
Product: solute carrier family 7 member 14b
Exons: 9
Coding region: 495-2744 (749 amino acids)
Biological process (GO): transmembrane transport; amino acid transport
Cellular component (GO): plasma membrane
Molecular function (GO): amino acid transmembrane transporter activity
Source: RefSeq, a predicted model, not a curated record